AUGUUAGUAAUAUUUAUCAUACACUUGUGUGUACAAUUAGUAAUUUCUCAAGCGCCGGAAGAUUUAAAAAAUGAAAGUGGUGUCGUUGGAGAAGUAGUUAACUUUAAAAGCGUAGUAGCAAAAGGAGGUGUAUCAACAUCUCUAUUGACAAUAGUACCAAAUUCCUCUAGUAAAUCCUCAAUACUGUUUUUGGGUGAUAAAAACUACUCAAUGGGUGUUGAUUCUGUUGGUAAUUUUUCAUUUAACGCCCAAAAUACUCCAAUGCUUAUAAUAGACAAUAAUCAGACAAUUUCAAUGCAUAUGCCUACUUUUUCAGCAAAGAAUAUGGAACUUGGAGGCGACCUUAUCAUACAAAAUGUGCCUCAAUUUAGAAUGAUUUGGAGAGAAGACUUUUCAGAAGCGAAAGGCUGGAAAGGAACAGUUGGGAAAGUUGGAGUUUCAAAUUGCUCUGGUGUUCAAAUGUUAGGAGGUUUCAACUUCUUUUCAAGAGGAUUUGUAGAAAAAACUUUUAUUGAGUUGCCAUCGCAUAAAGAACUUAGAAUUAGAGCUAAUUAUCACUUCAUCGACCGAUGGGUUGGUGAGACUGGGUAUAUGAAAAUCAGCAUGUCUGAUGGUUUAAUGGAAUAUGUUUGGACUGAAAGACACUUUCAUCAGGAGGGGAAUACAAUUAACAUUUGCGGAGAUGAAACUGGGGAUGACAAGUUUUCAACACUGAUAGAUGUAACAAUAGUUCACGACUCGGAAAGAUUCACGAUUUUGUUUGGGUCAACUUUAAUUGGGGACGCAUCAAAACAGUCUUGGGGUAUAUCAGGACUUGAAAUUUACAUAAGAUAAUUGCUCUAAUAUACUAUACUAA
Messenger RNA from Theileria parva strain Muguga, 856 nucleotides. RefSeq lists its product as uncharacterized. The transcript is spliced from 9 exons. The record is from RefSeq and is a predicted model, not a curated record. NCBI's taxonomy places the organism in Eukaryota, Apicomplexa, Aconoidasida, Piroplasmida, Theileriidae. Bases 1 to 834 code for a protein of 277 amino acids.